Saccoglossus kowalevskii is the source of this 843-nucleotide messenger RNA. RefSeq lists its product as uncharacterized. The record is from RefSeq and is a predicted model, not a curated record. Lineage: Eukaryota; Metazoa; Hemichordata; Enteropneusta; Harrimaniidae.
AACCUACGAAGCAAACUUGAGAAGCAAUCUUUUAAACAAAACAAACAACAGCAACAACAUUAUAUUUACAAAGAAUCUUGCUUUUCAUAUUUUUCAACAUGGGUUGUGGUUCAUCUUCAUCAACAAAGACCGAAGACGGAAAGAAACCAGGAGAUAAAAAAGGUGGAGUAGAAAAACUUGACAUAAAAGAAACUAAAAUAGAAGACGUUGACAAGAUAUUCGAAGAUGCAGCGGCCCCAUUCAACAAGGCGGUUGAAGUUAAAGAGGCAUUUGACAAGGCUUUAGAAUCGUUUAAAGUCCUAACUGGACACACGGCUGAAGACACUAUCAAAGUGGUGAUGCUAGACUUGAAGGUCAAAUUUCCCCAAUUGACGUUGGAAAUAGAGGAAGGACCGAGAUUUGUACUAACAACCGGGAGUGGUGAAGGGGCGGAGCUCGCCGACUUGGCACUGAAAGUUGUCGACGUAUUCAAUGCAAUCAGUGACUUGGUGACUAAGAUAAUUGAUCUGAUGAAACAGUCGGUAGAGUCUGCACAGGCGUUGAUCGAAAAAGCUCCAGAAAUCACAGAUAUGGUGAAGAACGCCAACCUCAGUCCAUUCGAGCUGCCCAGAGCACUAAAAAAUACAGUACACAACAUUUCGGAAUUCAAGAAAGUGCCCCAAAUCGGGGCAGUAUUCAAGAAAACUAUUGAAGACGUCGUUGAAGAUGUCAAAGAAACGAAAAAGGCUCUUCAAGGACAGGCAGCUUGAAUUUUCCAAAUCGGUAUUUUUGCGACUGGCUAGAUGGCCCAGUUAAAACUGUACAUCGCCCGAUUUAUAUAUUUAAGGACAUAUCUAUUCCAUA